Messenger RNA from Prunus armeniaca (apricot), 702 nucleotides. NCBI's taxonomy places the organism in Eukaryota, Viridiplantae, Streptophyta, Magnoliopsida, Rosales, Rosaceae. The record is from the annotation of a GenBank genome assembly.
AUGGAGAAUAAACCAGCAGAUGCUCUCAGUCGUAAGGUUUCUCUUAUAAGUACUAUGAGUGUAGAAGUCACCGAAUUUGAAAGAUUGAAAGAAGACUAUUCGAUAUGUCCAGAUUUUAGGAAGGUAUAUGCUACACUUUCAGAAGACAAAUCCAGAAGUAAUGAAUUUGUUUUACAAGAUGGUUUUCUCUUCAAGAGUAAUAAACUUUGCGUUCCCCGCAUAUCAGUACGAGACUUUCUAGUUUUGGAGUUGCAUGCUGGUGGAGUAGCUGGUCAUUUUGGGAGAGACAAAACCAUUGCUCUUGUGGAAGACAGAUUUUAUUGGCCAAGUCUCAAACGUGAUGUUGCUAAGAUUGUGGAACGAUGUCGUACUUGUCAACUUGCGAAACAUGAAAGGCAAAAUACAGGUUUGUACACUCCAUUACUGGUACCCCAUGUUCCAUGGCAAGAUAUCAGCAUGGAUUUUGUAAUUGGGCUACCUACGACACUGAGGAAGCACGAUUCUAUCUUUGUGGUUGUGGACUAUUUCUCCAAAAUGGCCCAUUUCAUCCCUUACUCUAAGACAUUCGAUGCUUCUAAAGUGGCUAAACUUUUCAUGGAUGACGUGGUUCAUUUGCAUGGUGUGCCUAAGACUAUAGUAUCGGAUCGUGAUGUUCGAUUCAUGAGUUAUUUUUCAAAGACUUUAUGGCGCAUGAUGAGCUAA